AUGGAAUUUGCCGGCCCGGAGCCAGAACUCCAAUCUGGAGAAGAAGCAGGCGCCCCCAGGAUGCCUGGUGACCCUCACCUCGCCGACUUCACCCAGCUCGGGUCCCAGAUCUAUUUUUACACGCCUCCUGCUCCGUCGGUGGUAGAGAUCGACGGCGCGGCUGAGGCUCAUCAGCAGCAACAAGAGCAGCGACCGUUGGACCCGGAUCUGAUAAUCGUCUGCUCGUGGAUGUACGCCCAGUCUCGGAAUAUUGGCAAGUACAUCAAGGUGUACCAGACGACGUAUCCGUCCUCGCCGAUCCUGCUUCUCCGACAGGACGGAGGCGACUUCUUCUUCCGCACGAAGGCCCAGCAGAUGCGGAACCUGACCCCCGCGGUCUCUCUGAUUCGGGAUCUCUCGGCAAAGAAGGAGAAGAACAAGGAAGGGCAGAAUACGGGGAAGAGGUUGAAGGUGCUCUGCCACGUCUUUUCCAACGGCGGCGCGUGGACGGUAUGCCAGCUUGCAGACGCUUAUUAUCAUCAGCAGCACGAGCAGCAGCAGCAGCAACAGCAACUGUCGUCUCCCGUCUCUCGCGAGGAAACCGACCUUUUACUUCCCAUCACAGCGCUGGUCCUAGACAGCACGCCUUCGCUACCAAACGUGACCGCAUCACACACAGCCAUCUGCGAAGCGCUGCCGAAAUCGCCGCCGGCGCUGCGCGCGCUCGGCAGCGCCCUGGUCUGGGGAUACCUAGGGAUGUCGCACGUCGUGGGCGCCGUGGCGGGGAGGGAGGACGUGACGCUAUCUCUGCGCCGCCGCCUCAACGACCCGCGCGGCGUGUUCACCCAACCCUCCUUGCGGGCCCGCGUCUACGUCUACAGCCAAGCGGACGCGCUGAUCGCCGCGGCCGCCGUGGAGGCGCACGCGCGCGAGGCGGCGCAGGUCAUGACAGGCGGCACGGACAGAGUGCAGCUGGAGGAUUUCGGCAAGAGUCGCCAUGUCGGCCACGUCCUCGCGAAUCCAGCGAGGUACUGGGGCAUUAUUGAGUCGCUGUGGAGGGAGAGCUGUAGAGGGAGCGGUCAGGACUCCAAAUAG
Messenger RNA from Cladophialophora psammophila CBS 110553, 1074 nucleotides. RefSeq lists its product as uncharacterized. NCBI's taxonomy places the organism in Eukaryota, Fungi, Ascomycota, Eurotiomycetes, Chaetothyriales, Herpotrichiellaceae. The transcript has a single exon. The record is from RefSeq and is a predicted model, not a curated record. Bases 1 to 1074 code for a protein of 357 amino acids.